This is a messenger RNA of Lotus japonicus, 3615 nucleotides long. RefSeq names its product zinc finger BED domain-containing protein RICESLEEPER 2-like. Gene Ontology annotation, molecular function: DNA binding. NCBI's taxonomy places the organism in Eukaryota, Viridiplantae, Streptophyta, Magnoliopsida, Fabales, Fabaceae. The coding region runs from base 2194 to 3600 and encodes 468 amino acids. The transcript is spliced from 3 exons. The record is from RefSeq and is a predicted model, not a curated record.
AUUUACACAAGUUUUUUCCUUGUGCACCUUUACACAAGCCGGUUUAACCCAUUUUAAUGAUUUGUUAUUUUGACCCCAAAUUAUCAUAUACAGGAUAGGUAGCCCAUUAUUCACGCAGGUCCCUUAAUUUUUGAAAAUUACAUAUAAUUAGCCCAUCAUCUUCUUCAUCUUCAUACUUCAUUCUUCAGCCGUCGUCCUGUUGUCGCCCCGCCGCCGUCUUCAUCUUGAGAAGGGAGAUAGUGAUCUUGAAGAGAUUGAACCAGAUCUGAGGAGAGUGAACCAGAUCGAUGACGCUUCAACAUUUUUAUGCCCAGAUCAAGAAAGCUUCGAUGCCAACCCCCAUUGCGAGUUCCGUCUCGUCACCUCCGCACCUUGUCGCGCACCGCACCUUCCAGUCGAGGAGCAAGUAGCGGUCAUGACUUCCGAGAGCCACCGUUCGAGUCGCCAUCGUCUCUUUCUCAUCCUCUUAGAACUCACACCCUCUAAAUCACCAGUGACACAAAGCUCAUGAGGGUUAACAAGACAGGUUUCAGAUCUGCUGGUGGUGGUGAACAAUUUGGUGAUGGAGGCCAUGUUUACCAAGAUUUAUUCCUCAACCACUGAGGCAAGUUAUGAGUUUCCCCCUUUUUAAAGCUGGUUUGUUCUUCAUCCACUCAACAAACCAGUUCCAGAUCUGAUGGAGGUAAUAUUUACCCAUAUCUAUUCUGCUGGUGGUGGUGACUGAUUUGGUGAUGGAGGCCAUGUUUACCAAAUCAAACCAGACGAGAAAGGGUGGGUAUAUUCUGUAUAGGAAGAGGAUUCAAGUUAUCAACAAUUAUGAUGAAAUUUUUCUAUAGCAUGUUGGUGAUCUGAUUAGAACGGGAUUUAAUUAGGUCUUUUUUUUAAACUAUUUCAUUGGGUCUGAACAUGAUUAUAAAUUUGGUGGUUAAUGAGAUUUGAUAAAAUUAAGUUUAAAAGUAUGUAAAUAAACAAUUGAUAAUCUGAGGAUAAUGGGUCAUCUAACCUAUAUUUGAAAAUUUGGGGCCAAAAUAAUAAAUUGCAUUUUUCAAUUAAAUUAACAUAUUGAAAAACCGGUCCACCCACCAAAAUGGGUUAAACCGGCUUGUGUAAAGCUACACAAGAAAAAAAACUUGUGCAUAUUAGGGGGUCCCUCUCAAUGUUGCAGUUUUCUUUUUAUAAGAAUGUUCUAGCCGUUCAAUUCUUUGUGGUUUGCAGCUAAUUAUAUAUAGUGUGUCAUGUGUUGGUCUCAAGGGAUGAAAACUUUGUAGAGAGUUAUGGUUUUUUGUAUUUGUGAGAAUGUAGGACAAAAGAUUAGUGUUUGGGUUGAUAUUUUAGUUUAUUAUUCUUCAAAUUUGAGUCCUAACCAAUUGAUUAGAAGAGUUUGCAGAAUUCUGAGAAGUUAUCGCAUCUCUAGCGAAUAAACUCUUGAGAACAGUGUCAAUGUGACACGCCUCAGAUUAUUGUGAUUCUGGUUGUAAUCUUGACUUCAGAUUAAUGAUAUUUUUAUCGAAUUUCCGCUGCAAUUUUUACAACAUAAACUCUCAAAGACCGUAUAAGAUUAUCUCUAGCACAAUUAGAUUUUGCAAGAUCGUGAGGAAUAUUAUUGAUUCUCUAAGGAUAUAAGGUUACCUCUAAUCAAUUAACCUCAUAUAGAAGAAUAUUUAUAUGGUGUUUAAUUCGUUUAAUAGCUUCGAAGGUCUAUUCUCUCUAUUGCAUAUCCAACCUACUGGCUAGGGGUGUCCAACAAAACCCGAACCGAACCGGACCCGGUCUAAUCGGUCGUUUUUUCACUCAUUGGGCCGGUUCGGUUCGGGUGCGGGUCUGAUCGGUUGAAAAAAAUGGGUUCGUUUGGGUCUGGGCGGUCGGUUUCGGUUUAGGCUCUGGACCGACCGAUCCGACCGAACCAGAGAAAUACUUAAAAACAACCGAACCCAUCAGCCCACUAUCACUCACCCAGACACCCACGAAGCCCAACUGAAGAGAAGUAAAACUGUGAAGUGUGAACCCUAGCUGCCGUUGAACUCUCACUCUCAUUCUCUCUCUCUCUCACUAAGCGAAUGGAUGUUGCUGCUGCGUAAAAAACCCUAGCGCCGUCGCCCUCCCUCCAUCACUCAUCUUCUCAUCUUCUUCUUUGGUCGUGUUAAAUCCCUGGAAUAAUUUGGCACCCCACCAAGGAAGCAGAUCUGCUCUAUCAUGGAGCAGCCUAAUCAAAAUUUGCCUAACAUAGUGCCUGAACAAACAAUAGGAGGUCGUGGAGAUCAGCCGAUUAACCAGCCAGCCGUUGCAAUUGAAGCUGGUGGAGCUGAGCCUGCUAGAGCUGAACCAGCCCUUCCUCCUAUUCCAGAAACUCGUAAGAAGAGGAAGCCAAAUGCAAGUGGUUCUAGAAAACAAUCACCCUCAUGGGACCACUUCACGAGAGUGCCUGAUCAUGAAGUUCAAGAUCCCACUGCUGCAUGUAAUUAUUGUGGUAAGAGAUAUCUCUGUGAUUCUAAGAUUCAUGGUACAUCAAAUCUGGGUGCUCAUACUAGAGUUUGUCCCAAAUAUCCUUAUGCUGUUAUCAAUGACUCUAGUCAAACAGUCCUAUCUUUUAAGCCAGGAGAAGGUAAUGAUAUGGUUGCAGCGAGUCAAAGGUUCAAUCUUAAAGCAUGUAGGAAUGCAGUUGUCAUGUUUGUUGUCUUAGAUGAGCAUUCAUUUUCAAAAGUUGAGGGUGAUGGGUUUAAGAUUUUGUGUAGAACACUACAGCCACAAUUUACUGCCCCUUCAAGGCAAACAGUUGCUAGGGAUUGUUUCCAACUAUUCCUAGAUGAAAAAGUGAAGUUAAAAAAAUUCUUUAGAACUGAGUGUAGGAGAGUUGCCCUUACCACUGAUUGCUGGACUUCUUGUCAAAACACUGGUUAUUUGACCUUAACUGCUCAUUUUAUUGACAAUGAGUGGAACUAUCAAAAGAGAAUCAUUAGUUUUGCCGAAGUUAUCAACCACAAAGGGGAUACCAUAGGUAGGAAAAUAGAAGAGAUUUUGAGGGAUUGGGGACUAAGGAAUGUUUCCACUAUCACAGUUGAUAAUGCCUCAUCAAACGAUGGUGCUGUGUCUUAUUUAAAAACAAGAUUGAAAAACUUCAAUGGGCUUGUGUUAGAUGGACAGUUCCUCCAUAUGAGGUGUUGUGCUCACAUCUUGAACUUAGUAGUAAAUGACGGGUUGGUAGACCUCAAUUCCUCCAUUAAUAGCAUUCGAGGUGCUAUUAGGUUUGUGAGGUCUUCAUCACAAAGAAAAAAUAAGUUUAAGGAGUGCAUCCAAUUUUCCAAUAUUUCCUCCAAAAAACUUGUGUGCCUUGAUGUUCCAACUAGAUGGAACUCAACAUAUCUAAUGCUAGAUGCUGCGGAGAAGUUGCAAGUUGCAUUUGAAAAGAUUGAGUUUGAGGAUCGUAACUAUGUUCUGCACUUUGACAAACCUCUAACUCCCCCUAAGAGUAUUGAUUGGGAGAAUGCAAGAGCAUUUGUAAGAUUUCUUAAGAUUUUUUAUGAUGCCACCAAAAUUUUUUCAGCAUCUGUGCAUUUAAGUAUCCAUACUGCCUUUCAUCAACUCUGUUUCAUUUAUACUUAAAUCCUAAAUUGUAUU